AUGUUCAAGAAUCUACCCACUUUCAAAUCACUCCCUCAAGCGAUAGGUCUCCCUUUUCUAUCCACCCAGGAGGAUGCACAGCUGAAAUUCAAAUCAUCACCUGGAGGUAUCAAGAGGCUGUACAGCGACGAGGUCAUCCCCUCAUCGGAUGUACUGUAUUGGUCUCAGUAUUACAGCUUGUUCAAUUCAUCUGCAGAUGUCUAUUCGUUGAUAUCCGUACAAGAUGUUCGUCAAACACUUACAAACCAGCCUACCAAUCUCUCCACCCUGAUACUCACUCUGUCCCAUCACCUAUUCACUCUCCUACCUUCACCUGAUUUCCCUCAUUCUCCCUCUCCGCAGCAGGACCUAUCGAAAGAAGCCUUAAAUUGCCUAAGGGUAUUGGGAAGAUUAUUAGUGGUUAUAUACGAGUACGAAGCAGACCUGAAAGAAAAGGUUGAUCACGGUAUCAUCCCUCAGAAUGAAGUGGAUGAACAGAGUUUCGCGAAGAAGUGGUUAUACAGUAGAUCAUUGAUUGAGAAACGUCAGGAUGGAGAAGAAGACGGGCCGAUCAAACAGAAUGAAGAAGAGAAUGAUCAAUUCAAGAUUGAAGAUUCCGAUUCAGAAGCUGAAGAAGAUCAAGAUGAUGAAGAUGAAGGUGUAAGGGCAUUCAAAGCUACUGUCGGACAUCCUGCUCCGGCCCCUUCAAUUUCCACAACGAAGAAAGAAGAAGGUAUUACGGAUGAUCCUCUCACACAAUCGCAGACGGAUGAAGCACAAAAAGAAGCAGAGGAAGAGAAAGAAUAUAUGCCUUGUUUGAUAGAGAGAUUAUUCAGCUGCACAAUCGACUUACUCUUCUGCGCCGGGUUCACUGUGCCUGAUAGUGUGAGAGGUCCUAAUGUUACUGAGAAGAUUAACUAUGUGAUCUGGGAGAAAGGAGUGGGAAGCACGGUCAAUGUAGGAAGUACAGCCGAAUUGGAUAGGAAUAAGACUGAAGUCCUUCGUUUCCUCCUAAUCCUUCUCUCGACGACGAUCUACACCCCACCCCACGCAUUAUUCACCACCCCAAACUUACCUUUGGAAAUCCUCACUCAUUCUUUGGAACGACGACUUGUCUUGUCAUUGCUAUGUUCAUUCCUGAACACCUCACUCACGCCUCUCAAAGCAUCAUUCGGUAUUAGUGGUCAGAUACCGUAUAAUCACCUGAUCUCCAAGGCAGCAGAAGAAAGAAGAACUUUAGUCAGAGCUUCUUUGAUGGUCUUACUCGUCGCUCUGGAUCAUCGCGUAGAGAAUCAGACAUCCACUGGAUCGGUGAUGGGUGAAGGUAAAGAGGAGAAUGCGUUUAGGUAUUUCAUAUCGAAACUUCACCGUAAAGAAGACUUCUCUUUCCUCCUGGAUGGUAUUAUCGGUAUUUUGCAGGAACAUAAUGCGGUGACUAAUGGAUAUUUACCUGGAAGUAAACGACCUAUACCGUAUAUCUUGGAAACAUAUAUACUGCUCUGGCGUUUGGUAGAUUUGAACAAACGAUUCCGUCAAUAUCUUCUCGACUCUGGAAAAGCACUCGACGUGGUAUGCUAUAUAUUGGUCACAAGCUUAGAUUUAAAGGAUGAUCCAGCUCAUCACGGUCUCCUUCGACUACUCUCAUACCUCCUUCAAACUCUUUCUGCCGAUAAAGCAUUUGCAGUCUCGCUUAAUCAGACUAUAAGAAUGGCCAUACCUUCCAAAUGGGCAGUAGCAGGUACAGCGGCCGAUUUCUUAAUCGUUUCGAUUUACUCUAUCGCAACUACUCCUGGACUCAACCCCCUAUUCCCAGCUUUGACCAUUAGCAUAUCCAACAUCGCUCCUUACCUUGUCAAUAUCGGUGUACAAGCUUCGACGAGGUUAUUACAGCUCUUCAAGGCUUUCUCGGCACCCAAUUUCCUGCUGGCCGAUGAGGGUCAUCCACGAUUGGUAUAUUACCUCCUUGAGACUUUCAAUUCCAUUUUGUACUUCCAACUCAACGAGAACCCCAAUCUCGUAUAUGCAAUCUUACGAUCUCAUCAAGAUUUCCAGACUCUCGCCACCUUCACUCUGGUAUCUGGUUUGAGGGAUAUACAGAGACGUAAAGCGCUGAGGGCAGCUGCCGCGGAAAGAAAUGCGAAUGCUAGAGGAGGAUUGAAUCGUACACCUUCCGAAACCGACAUGCUCGCUGAAAAAGCAGCUUUACUUGGACGUGAUCCAGAAGGUGAUCAUGAUAACGAGAAUGGCGAACGAGAUCUAUCUUCCCCAUCAUCCCAGCGAAGAGUCCUUUCUCCCCCUCCGACUAUACCCGAGGAAAUACCUUCGUUGACACAACCGCUUACUACCCCUGGGCCAAAUGAGGUAUCUGAUCCAUUGGCUCAACCACCCUCUCCACCGGUAUCGGACUUACCUUCCCCACCACCCUCUACGCAAAACGGUCUGAGUGAGAAGCAGAGAGGGAAACUACGAUCCGUAGAUAAUGAUCAAUCUCCCACCGAUGGAUCAAAUGGACGAGCCCAACCUGAGAUACCGGAUGAAGAAUUGAUGAGAGUCGCUCAGGCUGGUGUGGGCCCGAAUGGAUAUGUACCUACUCAAGAAUGGGUAUCGAGCUGGCAAAAAGGCCUUCCCCUCGAUCCAGUGCUCGUAGCUAUUUCAGAGCUCUUACCGAAGAUCCAAGAGAACCAACAAUUGACUGGAGCACCUUCAUCCAAAGUAUUCAACAUACUAAAGGGUGUAUCUCUAUCAGAGGUGCUACCGCCUUCACCACCUAUCGUACCUAGACGAUUCCAGUGGUCAUCCGCCUCUUGCGUAUGGUUGACUUCCCUUCUCUGGGGGGAUAUCUACGUUGCUGGUCUGACUUCCGAUGGGGUUUGGAGGGACACGACAGUGAGAUUGUUCGGCGUCAAACAGGCUCCUGUGAAAGGCAGGAGCGCGCAGGUUGGAAGGUUCUUGAAGACUAUUGGGGUGGUGUGA
Molecule: messenger RNA, 2952 nt
Organism: Kwoniella botswanensis
Lineage: Eukaryota; Fungi; Basidiomycota; Tremellomycetes; Tremellales; Cryptococcaceae
Exons: 14
Coding region: 1-2952 (983 amino acids)
Cellular component (GO): Golgi medial cisterna; membrane; Golgi trans cisterna
Source: RefSeq, a predicted model, not a curated record